This is a messenger RNA of Arachis duranensis, 1257 nucleotides long. RefSeq lists its product as uncharacterized. Bases 34 to 1257 code for a protein of 407 amino acids. Lineage: Eukaryota; Viridiplantae; Streptophyta; Magnoliopsida; Fabales; Fabaceae. The record is from RefSeq and is a predicted model, not a curated record. The transcript is spliced from 3 exons.
UCCUUUAAGUUCGGGGUCGAUAAUCAGGAAAAUAUGUUAACCCUUGAAAACCAACAACAUAUAUUAACAGUUUUGAGGGAGGAUUGGAAAAGACGACAGAAAUUAUGCACCAUUACACUGAUAUGUUACAUCGUGCACAUGUUAUAUUUAUUGAGAUUUAUGUCUACGCGGGUUGACAAAUCCAUCUCCCAUACAUUGGUUGGGCGAGAACAAAUUCGAGCUACUUUAAUGCAACAGUUAAGAGAAACUCAUAGGUGUCGUGACAUCCUACGCAUGGGCCCUGAUGCAUUUCUUCAAUUGUGUGAGAAAUUAAGAGCAACACGUCAAGUGAGGGAUACAAAACAUGUUACAGUAGAGGAGCAAGUUGCUAGGUUCUUGUAUAUAAUAGCUCAUAAUGUGAAAACUAGAACCGUUUCUUUUUUCUACCACCGGUCUGGAGAAACUGUUAGCCGCCACUUCCAUGCUGUGUUACGGGCAAUUAUUUUACUAGAAGAUGAAUUUCUUCGACAACCAUCUGCAUCCAUUGUUUCUCCGGCGAUCCUUCACAAUCAUAGAUUUUAUCCUUAUUUCAAGGACUGUAUUGGAGCUAUAGAUGGAACACAUUUUCGUGUCAAAGUACCCAUAGCGGAUCAACCUAAAUUUCGAGGGAGAAAAGACUGGCCGACACAGAAUGUAUUAGCUGCAUGUGAUUUUGAUAUGAAGUUCACUUAUGUAUUAACGGGUUGGGAAGGAACAGCAUCUGACUCAAAAGUUCUUAAGAAUGCAUUAUCGAGGGAUGAUAAUCUUAAACUUCCACGAGGAAAAUUUUACCUUGGGGAUGCUGGAUUUAUGCUGAAGUAUGGAUUAAUUACCCCAUAUCGAAGUGUAAGGUAUCACCUAAAAGAGUAUGCAAGACGUGGCCCAGAAAAUGAAAAAGAAUUAUUUAAUCUUCGUCAUGCUUCAUUGAGAAAUGUUAUCGAAAGGUCAUUUGGAGUUUUAAAGAAAAGAUUUGCAAUAAUCACAAGUGGCACUGAACCACAUUAUGACUUUGAGACUAUGACUGAAAUUGUGCUAGCUUGUUGCAUAUUACAUAACUUUUUAAUGGGUGUAGAUCCUGAUCCACAUCUCAUAGCUCAAGUUGACCGAGAACUACAAGAAAAUAAUCCAGAAGUGGAUGAAGUCGUUCGACAUGAACAAGAUGAAGACUAUAGGCGGGGGGCCAUAUUAAGGGAUGAAAUAGCUGCUCAAAUGUGGGCUGACUAUCAACUAGGACUCUAA